AUGCCACCGCAGAGCAGAGGCACACCGCCACAGCCGCUCCAGGUGCCGACCGGCUUCCAAUCCAAAUCCACUCCGAAUCUCCCUACCCUACGAUCACUCGCGGGCAAACGCAAUGCCACCGCUGCUGCCAACGUCACUGUCACUGCCAAUGCCACACCAGCAACGCUACACCCCCAUCAUGCUCUCGCCAUCUCGCCAGAUAUCUCCGGCGACAACAUCACCUCGCCCUCGGAGCCGGCGUCGAUCGACGACUUCUCCCUAGACUCCACCCACGAACACCCCUCGCUCUCGCCCGCCUCCUCGAUUGAAGAUUCCGGAGAGGACGAGGAUGGACACGUCCCACAUCUGCCACAGAGGCCCAUAUACCACCAUCACUCGCGGAGCCAUACCUACUUGGCGCCCUCCGCCUUCGCGCCGCCCUUCUACAAUCGCCCACCCACGCCGCUCCCACCCUCACCCUCUUUGACUUCACUCCUGAGGCCGAACUUCAGCUCGCAAAAUAGUCGACCAGGCACACCAGACCCAUCCAGCGAUGAAGGCACGUCACACAUGCGAGGGGAUGCCACCGGCGCACAAACGCCGAAUUCUGCCGCUGCGUCGGCAUUGACCAGCACCUUUCGCUCUGCGAAGCCCAUUCCAAGAGCGAGCCCCAAAGUACCAACGUACGAAUAUUGGGGCUUCACGCUCUACCUGACAAGCAGUCUGGCCUUCAUCGUCUAUAUCUUAUGGGCCUUCUUGCCGUCCCCAUUCCUCCAUCAGCUUGGCAUCUACUACUUCCCCGACCGCUGGUGGGCGCUCGCAAUCCCCGCAUGGACCGUCAUGCUCAUCGUCUACAUCUAUGUCGCGCUGGCAUCCUACAACGUGGGCUAUCUGACACUGCCCCUGAAGAACGUCGAAUGCCUCGUUGACGAAGCCGCCAACGUCGCGGUCGUGGAUGAGACCGGCAAGAUCAUCCGGAACGAGCAAGCAAGUUGGCUGAGCGGAGCUCCAGAUGCCGGGAAACAGAAGGGCAGCGUGGGCAAGAAGUCAGGUGGGAAAGUGAAGCCGAAUCCGCAGUCCAGCUACAAUGCUCCACAACCGGAGCUUGACUGGCGGAGCCUGUGGAACGAGGGAACGGAUGCGGUGAUGGAUAUACCCAUUGGUGGCGUUUGUGAGAUUCUGUACGGCGCGCAUGACGAGGAUGAUGAUACCCUGUAUGAUGAUGAGUAA
Molecule: messenger RNA, 1209 nt
Organism: Lecanosticta acicola
Lineage: Eukaryota; Fungi; Ascomycota; Dothideomycetes; Mycosphaerellales; Mycosphaerellaceae
Source: the annotation of a GenBank genome assembly